Molecule: messenger RNA, 260 nt
Organism: Ambispora leptoticha
Lineage: Eukaryota; Fungi; Glomeromycota; Glomeromycetes; Archaeosporales; Ambisporaceae
Source: the annotation of a GenBank genome assembly
AAGAGGAAAAGGAGACAAAAAGCAUUAUCGUUUUAAUAAAGGCAGGAAAUAAAAGCAUUAGGAGAUAUUUACAGGACGAUCUAGAGAAAUUAACAAAAAGCAAAAGAGGAAAUCACUAUCAUUUUGAUGAGGAGUGGAAGACGGAUGAGGAUCAGUCGAUGGUCGGUGAGAAGGUUAAGAAGUUAGUUUGUAUUGACAAAUGGUGGCGAGGCUCUAAUAUAAAACUAGGAACUGGAAACCAGUAUGAGGCCGGAGCAUAA